UUCAGCUCUCCAAGGAAAUUUAUCAAAGACAGAAAUAAAGCAAACGAUAGACCAUGCACUUCUAAACUUACAAACACUUUCAACAGACAGCGAACAAACUCCUGAAGACUUAGAUAAUUCAAUAGAUUUGCUGAAUAAAAUUGUUGAUGUUUCCAAUAGGUCCAACGUUACACUUCGAAAGUCGCUGAUUGUGACAACAGUCGACAAUAUACUAGGAGAAAAUCACACUGCUGCUUGGAAUAACACUUCUACAAAGGAGGUUAGUGUAAGAGUCAAUAAAAUCUUCAAGACCGUGGACAAAAUAGGAUUGUAUCUCUUAGAGAAGGUCAACGAGAACGAAAGCAUCACAUUUAACUCAACAAAAAAUAUUGUUUUUACAGUUGCAAAGAUUCCAGCAGAUCAACCCGUUAAUUUCCCAGAAAACAAUACCAUCCUAAUUUCAUCGCUAGUGUUUCCAGUACAAGCUAAUGGUUUUAAUCAAAGUAUUCCCUACCUUGCAGUGAAGUAUACAACACUAGCAAAAAAUUUGAAUGACAACAAAAGAGUGAAAGAGAACAUAACACUUGAGAAAACUUUAAAUGAUAACAAAAGAGUGACAGAAAAUUCAGGAUACGAUAUUUCUUCUGAUAUCAUGUCAUUAACUCUCAAAGACCCUUUAAUUGGAGGAACAUUAGACCAACCAAUACAUUUAAAGUUUUUAAAAGACAUAAAAGGAGUAGAGGCUAACAAUUUCAUUAGCGAAUGUGUAUUUUGGGACUUUCAACUCAAUAACGGAACUGGUGGUUGGUCAACACCAGGGUGUAAAUUACUAUCUACAGAUGAUCUUUAUCAUCACUGUGCAUGCAACCAUGUGACAAAUUUUGCAGUACUGAUGCGACCAUAUUCAAAGAUACAGGACGAAGAAGUAGCAUUGAAUUGGAUUUCCAUAAUUGGUUGCUCGAUAUCAAUCUUCCUUUCUUUGCUGACGGCCAUUAUUUACAUCUUUUUCUGGAAGUCUAUUACGGUCAACGUCAACCAAAUAAUAAAUAAGAUCAUAGUGCUUCUCUGCUUGAGUCUCUCUUUGGCUUACACGCUAUUUCUAAUUGGAGUUGAUAAAGUACAGAAUGAAGUCGGGUGCACUGUCAUAACAGCACUGUUACAUUAUCUUUUCCUAUUUAUUUUCUUUCUGAUGCUGGCCCUUGGGUGUCACUAUUUCAGCAGUAUCUCUCUGGUCAAAUUAUCACUGUCUAAAGCAACAGCACUUCAAAGCCAUGCCAAUGCUUUCGGUAAAGUCACGUGGGUAGUUGUCACGGUUAUACCACUUACCAUAACCGCAGUUACUUUCGGAAUCGUAUAUUCCUCGGGCAAGGACUAUCAUUUACAAACCAGUUGCUGGUUAUCAUUUGAAAGUGGAGCUUUGUAUGGAUUUAUUGGACCCGUAGCUGGAAUUAUUUUGGUCAAUAUUAUAAUUGUAAUCAGUCUCAUUCUGACGCUAUAUUCAACACUUUCCUCAGAAAAAGAACUGAAGAAAAGGACAAUGUAAGCCGGAAUGAAUACAUAU
Molecule: messenger RNA, 1540 nt
Organism: Saccostrea cuccullata (small rock oyster)
Lineage: Eukaryota; Metazoa; Mollusca; Bivalvia; Ostreida; Ostreidae
Product: adhesion G protein-coupled receptor E2-like
Exons: 15
Coding region: 632-1522 (296 amino acids)
Biological process (GO): adenylate cyclase-activating G protein-coupled receptor signaling pathway; cell surface receptor signaling pathway
Cellular component (GO): plasma membrane
Molecular function (GO): G protein-coupled receptor activity
Source: RefSeq, a predicted model, not a curated record